Molecule: messenger RNA, 640 nt
Organism: Rhizopus microsporus ATCC 52813
Lineage: Eukaryota; Fungi; Mucoromycota; Mucoromycetes; Mucorales; Rhizopodaceae
Exons: 3
Coding region: 55-462 (135 amino acids)
Source: RefSeq, a predicted model, not a curated record
UUUCUCUUUCAUGAUUUUAUUUUCAUAGAACUCUUUUUUUUUCAUAUUAAUAAAAUGAUUCAUAUUCACAGCAACAACAAUAAUAAUAUUAAUUCUAAAACUAAUAAUCAGCAUCAUCAUCAUGCAGCAGCAAGAGCAGCAUCAGCAGCAGCAGCAACAGCAGUCAAGAUUGGUAAGCAUAUCCUUGCUGUAGCCAAAGACCAAGAAAAGAACAGACUAUCGGAUCAAAAGCGCUCAUCAGUUGUGCCGAAGCAGCAAUUACGUAAAUCUAGAUCAUUAACAACAGAAAAAACAAGUUUGAUUACUGUUGAUAUGACCUUGAAAAGAAGAUCAACAGGUUGUAUUCGCAGGUCUUCAUUCUAUUCUACUAAAUCAAGUGAAACGAAUAAUACUGUAAUAAAGUUUGGCGUCCUCCUGGAUAUUAUGAAAUUCCCAAUGUCUUUGGCCCAGAUUGUUUCCUGAAACCAGAACCCAACCCCAAAAAGACAUUUACGCUUCGUGAAUAUCCAGAUAAGCCGAUUACCAACAAACCUUGGUACCCUGUUGGACCCACAACAGAAAUUCCCCAACUACCUCCCUUGAUUCGUUCAGAAAAUGAAUUUGAAAGAAAAGUACGUAAAGCAUUACCCAAAAUUCCAGU